AUGACUGUUGGCCACAGAGAUGGCGGUGGGACACUCGGUACGUCGAAGUCGCUGUCCCCCGCUAAGGUUGACGAGGAGAAAGAGGCUAGCAAAGAUCCAGGGAAGUCUGUUCCUUGUCCCAGAAAUGGCGUUCAAGGACAGGUCGUGAUGGAUUGGAAUGGUCCAGAUGAUGUUGAUAAUCCGCACACAUGGUCUCCGUCCAAGAAGAUGUAUCACGUCUUGGUGCCGGCAAUACUCGGAUUUGUUGUCUCACUGGGAACGUCGCUCUACCCGCAAUCCGUCAAGUCCAUCGCCUAUCACUUCCACACCAGCAACGAAGUCAGCCUCGUUGGCUUCACAACCUUCGUCCUCGGACUGGGCUUCGGGCCUGUACUCGGCUCUCCAGCCAGUGAAACGCUUGGACGUCGACCCGUAUACCUGAUUACCAUUCCCCUCUUCGGACUCUUCACCCUAGGUGUUGGGUUUGCUCGGAAUGUGCAGACCGUGAUCAUCUGUCGGUUUUUCGCGGGCUUGUUCGGUGGUCCUGCAUUGGCUGUAGGCGCGGGCACAAAUGCGGAUUUAUAUCCACCAGACAAGCGUGUCUUCACCACUAGUCUCUUCACUCUGGGCCCGUUUUUUGCUACUGGUGUUGGCCCGGUCAUUGGAUCAUACGUAGAUUCCAGAAAGAGCUGGAGAUGGGUAGAAUGGACGUCGAUAUUCUUCGGCGUGUUCGGGUUAAUCUUCUCCAUGUUUACGCAGGAGACAUACAAGAAGAUAAUCCUCACCAAAAGAGCCAAAGCGCGUGGCGCUCCUCUGCCACCCGCUCCUACCGGCCUAGCAUUUUUCAAACACAUAAUGACAGUUGUGCUGUUCCGACCCAUUCACAUGCUGUUCACCGAAUCUAUCGUCGCAUCGUUCGCCAUCUACGUAUCCUUCAACUUCGCCGUGCUUUUCGGCUUCAUGGCUUCUAUCCCCCUGGUUUUCACCGCCGUCUACGGCUUCAGUCACGCACAGAGCGGCCUCCCAUUUAUAGCCAUCGGCAUAGGCUGUCUCCUCUCGAUCCCCACCAUGCUUCUGCUAGAUAGGACCUUUUACCGCAAAGCAGUGCUCAAAGCAACAGCAUCUGGACACGGCAGUGCGGUUGCGCCCGAACACCGCCUGUACGGCGCGAUGCUGGGCAGUAUUAGUCUCCCGGUUGGUUUGUUCUGGUUCGCGUGGACGGCGCAGGAGAGCGUGCAUUGGCUCGUGCCGAUCGUUGGAUUGAUCCCUUUCGCAUGGGGCAAUAUCAGCGUGUUUAUAAGCUGUGUGCUGUACAUGGUCGAUACAUAUAUGGCUGCCAAUGGCGCGAGUGCGAUGGCGGCGAAUGGGCUGGCGAGGUUUGUUGCUGGGGCUGUGUUCCCGCUGUGUACGGUGCAGAUGUAUGAUGGGAUGGGGUUCCGGUGGGCGAGUAGCUUGCUGGGCUUUGUUACUGUUGUUCUCCUGCCGGUGCCGUGGGUGUUGUUUUUGUUCGGGGAGAAGAUUAGACGGAGAAGUGCAUAUGAUACUUGGAAGGGAUAG
This is a messenger RNA of Lachnellula hyalina, 1536 nucleotides long. RefSeq names its product Polyamine transporter. Lineage: Eukaryota; Fungi; Ascomycota; Leotiomycetes; Helotiales; Lachnaceae. The record is from RefSeq and is a predicted model, not a curated record. Gene Ontology annotation, biological process: transmembrane transport; spermine transport; spermidine transport. Gene Ontology annotation, molecular function: spermidine transmembrane transporter activity; spermine transmembrane transporter activity. The transcript has 3 exons. The coding region runs from base 1 to 1536 and encodes 511 amino acids.